AUGUCAUAUCCACAAUUUGGAUAUCCCUACUCGUCUGCUCCACAAUUUCUGAUGACAACCAACUCUCUGACCACUUGCUGCGAGUCCACCGGCAGAUCCAUAGCCGACUCCGGAGUAGCGGCGUCCGGCCAGACACCGGUCUACUGCCCGGUGUACGAGAGCCGGCUGCUGGCCACGGCGAGGCAUGAGCUCAGCUCCGCCGCCGCGCUGGGCGUGUACGGGAGCCCCUACACCGGCGGUCAAAGCUAUGGGAAUUACGUUACAUACGGCACGGACGCCUCGGCUUUCUACUCGCUGGGAGCAUUCGACACUAAAGAUGCCACCGCGUCUGCGCAUACGGGGAUAACCCAGGCGGCAGCUUACUACCCCUAUGAUCCUACCCUGGGACAGUAUCAGUAUGACAGAUAUGGCUCCAUGGACGGGGGAACGAGGAGGAAAAACGCCACGCGAGAGACGACCAGCACGCUGAAGGCCUGGCUGCAGGAGCACAGGAAGAACCCGUACCCGACUAAAGGCGAGAAGAUCAUGCUGGCCAUCAUCACCAAGAUGACUCUGACGCAGGUGUCCACCUGGUUCGCCAACGCCAGGAGGAGGCUCAAGAAGGAGAACAAGAUGACCUGGCCGCCCAGGAACAAGGGCUCGGAGGAGAAGAGAUAUGACGAUGAUGAGGACGGCUCUCAGGAGGAGCAGAUAAAAAGUGAAAACAAUGACGAUGAGACCAGGAGUCGGGCUGAUAAGGACCUGCAGCUGAGCGACCUGGACGACUUCGAAACGCUCGAGUCUGAGAGCUCCGAGUGCGAGCUGAAGCACCGAUACCUCAUGAACACGCACAUGACCACGACGACCGACUGCCCCGCCGAGCACCUCCUCAAGGACACGUCUCUGAAACUCUCCAUCCCCGUUUCUCUCGGGGGGGAGCAGGACUUGAGCAAGAGCUGUCUCAAGACGAGCCCGGAGGAUUUCCAGGCGGACAGCAGGCAGCAGGCCAAGGCGUGUUAUAACCAGCAGCAGCAGAUACUGGACGGCAAACCCCGGAUCUGGUCUCUGGCCCAGACCGCCACGUCCCUGAACCAGACUGAGUACCCGUCCUGCAUGCUGAGGUGCCAGCCGCCGCCCUCCUCCCUCAGCCCGUCCCCCGCCGCUACCUCGCCCCCGGCCGGCCUGGACAACAGGCAGGACUCGCCGGUCACGACCCUGCGAAACUGGGUGGACGGGGUCUUUCACGACCCCUUGUUCAGGCACAGCACUUUGAACCAGGCCCUGACCAACACCACCGUCUCUUGGACCGCGAACACCAAAGGCGCCAUGCUGGAGGCCGAGAGGAGCGCGGCGGUGCUGCAGCAGCACCAGCAGCACCAGCAGCAGCACCAGGACUCCUCCAAAGACAGCAGUGCCAUGAGUUUCCCCAAAACCAUCAACAAACUUUUCUGCUCCUAA
Molecule: messenger RNA, 1437 nt
Organism: Pleuronectes platessa (European plaice)
Lineage: Eukaryota; Metazoa; Chordata; Actinopteri; Pleuronectiformes; Pleuronectidae
Gene: irx4a
Product: iroquois homeobox 4a
Biological process (GO): neuron differentiation; regulation of transcription by RNA polymerase II; cell development
Cellular component (GO): nucleus
Molecular function (GO): DNA-binding transcription factor activity, RNA polymerase II-specific; RNA polymerase II cis-regulatory region sequence-specific DNA binding
Source: RefSeq, a predicted model, not a curated record